UCGUGAAAUCCGCGCGAGCUCGACUUGGCGUUCCGCUCCGCGACCGUUUUACAGUCGCGCGCCGAUCGCCGUCGCGGUAGAUUCUCGCACGUGAUCGCUCAGACAUCGUGCGGCAUCGCCACGUGCAUUUAAUCCCGCUUGCGAAAGCUUCCGCGAAUUCCGUUCGCUCGUACGUUCCCUCAAGCGUACAGCAUGGAUCUUCCGACCGCGGACGCGUCGCAACCCAAGGCUAUAAGAAUGGCAGGAUCACCGGAGAGCGGAAGCGGCACGGAGGCGUACGACGAGACGUACUUCAGCGUCCUGGACGUCCUGUUGGUCGUUGGUCUCUUCGUAGCGGCAGCAUGGUGGCUCCUGAGAAGGAGAAAGCGAGACGCACUCACGCCAGCGACAAAGUCCUACUCCAUUCAAUCGACGUCCAGCGCCUCGAUACCACCAUCGGAGAAUUCUUUUAUCAAGAAGCUGAAAACCUCCGGGCGAAGUCUGGUGGUGUUCUACGGCAGCCAGACGGGUACUGCCGAAGAAUUCGCGGGUCGUCUCGCCAAGGAGGGCAUUAGAUACAAGAUGAAGGGCAUGGUGGCCGAUCCCGAGGAGUGCGAUAUGGAGGAGCUAGUACAUCUGAAGACUAUUCCAAACAGUUUGGCGGUGUUUUGCUUGGCCACGUACGGAGAGGGCGAUCCCACCGACAACGCGAUGGAAUUCAUUGAUUGGCUCAAGAACGGCGACGGUGAUCUCACAGGAUUAAACUACGCGGUAUUCGGGCUGGGUAAUAAGACCUAUGAGCACUACAAUGAGAUUGGCAUAUACGUGGAUCACAGAAUGGAACAAUUGGGUGCUACGCGCGUUUUCGAGCUGGGUCUCGGGGAUGAUGACGCAAACAUAGAGGAUGAUUUCAUCACGUGGAAAGAUAAAUUUUGGCCGGCCGUCUGUGAGUUCUUUGGCAUCGAGGGAGCCGGCGAAGAUGUCAGCAUUCGACAAUACAAGCUCACGGAGCACGUGGAUCUGCCGACCGAUCGCGUCUACACCGGAGAGAUCGCGCGUCUUCAUUCCUUCGCAAAUCAGAGACCGCCGUAUGAUGCGAAGAACCCAUUCUUGGCUCCUGUGAAAGUGAAUCGCGAGCUGCACGGUCCCACAUCCGACAGAUCGUGCAUGCACAUCGAGUUCGACAUCGAAGGCUCCAAGAUGCGUUACGAGACAGGCGAUCAUUUGGCCGUUUAUCCCGUGAACAAUGCGGAGCUGGUGAACAAAAUUGGCGAGCAAUGCGGCGUGAAUUUGGAUACUAUUUUCACCCUUACGAAUACAGAUGAGGAAUCCACGAAGAAACAUCCGUUCCCUUGCCCUUGCAGCUACAGAACUGCAUUGACACAUUACCUAGACAUUACGAGUAAUCCGCGCACGCACGUUCUCAAGGAGUUAGCAGAAUAUACGAGCGACCCCGCGGAAAAGGAGAAGCUAAAGCUGAUGGCGUCGACCAGCGCGGAAGGCAAAGCGGCCUAUCAGCAAUGGAUAAAUCAAGAGAACCGCAACAUUGUGCACAUUUUGGAGGAUAUUUCCAGCUUGAAGCCACCAUUAGAUCAUUUGUGCGAGAUCUUGCCACGGUUACAGUGUCGAUAUUACUCGAUAUCUUCGUCUCCAAAGCUCCAUCCAACCUCGGUCCAUAUCACGGCGGUGGUGGUAGAGUACAAAACUCCGACCGGCAGGAUAAACAAGGGUGUAACCACCAAUUGGUUGAAGGAGAAACAUCCCUCCGAUCCACCCUGCCUCGUCCCGAUUUUCGUAAGAAAGUCUCAGUUUCGUUUGCCGACGCGCCCGAGUACCCCCAUCAUCAUGGUUGGUCCAGGAACUGGUCUAGCGCCGUUCAGAGGUUUCAUACAGGAACGGGACUUUGCGAGAAAGGAAGGUAAAGAGACGGGUGACACGAUACUGUACUUUGGAUGCAGAAAAAGCCAAGAGGACUAUCUCUAUCGUGAAGAAUUAGAGGAAUACGUGAAGAACGGCACCCUAACGUUGCACACCGCGUUCAGCCGCGAGCAACAGCACAAAGUCUACGUCACGCAUUUGCUCGAGAAGAACAAAGAGGAAUUGUGGCGUGUCAUUGGUGAACAAAACGGACAUAUUUAUGUUUGCGGGGAUGCGAGAAACAUGGCACGCGACGUGCACAAUAUAUUACUCAAAGUGGUGAUGGAACGUGGCAACAUGUCGGAACUUGACGCCGCAAAUUACAUCAAGAAGAUGGAGUCGCAGAAGCGAUAUUCCAGUGAUGUUUGGAGUUGAGUCAAUAUUAAUUGUAUCAUAGAGAAAUAUACAGAAGCAUUUUUUUUAAUGCGAGGGUCCAAGCUUGAUUCAUUCAAGCGACGGGACAAUCAUUAGUAACGACAUUCAGUCAAUUAAACCUUUCAUUCGCUCUUUCUUCAUUCCGUGGUUUUUAUCCGGUGAGUUUCAUCAUGUCCUGCCGUAUAGAAUAACUGUAGUUGAAUUAUUGUUCAUAGCCAGAGCCGACGUUACGUAUAGAGAGUUCUUAAAUUUUACGUAAAGUAUUUAAUUGUAUCUGACUUAUUUUUCAUAUUCGUCUUUAUAGAUAACAAAAUACAUUAUUUAAAUGCUUCGGAAAUUAGUUUAUAUAUUUGUACAUAAUAUCGGUUUUCGAUGAAAAACUGACUUCAAAGUUAUUGAAAAAGAAUGUAAAAGGCAACCUAGGGGGUUAUUUGUACCCGUACUUCUAUCAAUUUCAUUUGUGUGUGUGCUAUACACAAUAUAAGUAAAUAUAUGGCAAUUACAUACUAUCUCGUAUCUUGGACGUUCGUUAAACUUUCAUUGUCAGGAAUCUUCCACUUGUACAUCCUUGGUCGAGUUUUUGCUGUGUUUAUUCGUACGUAACGUUCUUACAUCUGCCUGGUCAAUAAUUAAACUAAUGAAAUAAUCAUAAGAUUAUUUCACGAAUAAUUUUAUACUCACAAUAAUCUUUAUCAAAUGUAAGAUUACUUAAACGGACCUUCUAUACAUUUUAGAUUCCACGAACAACAAGACGAGAUAAACUAACUCGUUUCUGCUCACGCUUGAAUAUUUUAGUGCUUUUUUAGACAUGUCAAUGAAAUAUCGGCUCUGGCUCACCAUCAUAUACCAAGUUACUAUUCAUCACGCAAAUUGUACAAACAGUUUCAUUAAAAUUCGGCUGUUUUUUCAUUAUUAUCCGCGAUCUUCGCGAUCGCGAUGCGCCAAUCUAGUUAAUUAAGUCUCACGUCAAAUAUAAUAGGCGAAUAUAUACAACGGAUAUAAUUUCUCUUUGCAAGCUCAGUAUAUAGUCAAUGUGAAUGAUUGUUAUUGUGCAAGAGGACUUUGUACAAUUGUUAAGUUUUACGCACAAGGCAUAUUUAAACCUGAAGCUGUGUCUUGUUCUCAGUAGUAAUUACAUUAAAAAAAAAUUGUAUAAUUAUAUAAAGUAUACAAUCCCUAGAAGUUAUUGGUCCGUAUCAAUUGGUGAUAUUAGUCAGUAUGCAAGUAGUGACAUUUUUUUUAAAGAGAUAUUUGGAGCAGAUUUAUUUCAGUGUUUAAAAUAACGCUUUACGCUAAGUUCGUGCACGUAAACCAAAGCGAUCUGUAGUGAAAUUUGAGGCUAAGAAAGUUACUAGUGAAUAUAAAUUCAAAUUCAAUCCAUUAUUGUUUACUCCGUCGCGGCAUGCGGAAUACGAAUCGAAAUAGGUAUCGUGCGCGCGCGCGCGCAUUGGUUUCAAUCAACGUUAAAAAUGUUAACUUAGAGGUUUCCUGUCUCUACUUGAAGAUUAUCGUUCAAUUAUUGAUAUUAUUGAUGCGGUAAUACAAUUGUAAACAAAUUAGGUGAACAAUUGUGAAUAGCACGAUCGCUGUUUAUUCGCGCAGCGUUUUUAAUCUAGCUAGAGAUAUCGAGGUAUGUGCGAAGCUACGUCUCUCAUGGCGAUUGUAUAAUGAAUUUAUAAUUAAUUAUAUUUUUACACGAUGCAUACAGGGAUGGUGAAUAAAAAUCAAGUCGAUUGACAUGUAUAACGCAA
This is a messenger RNA of Temnothorax curvispinosus, 4022 nucleotides long. Its product is annotated as NADPH--cytochrome P450 reductase-like. Gene Ontology annotation, cellular component: cytosol. The record is from RefSeq and is a predicted model, not a curated record. The transcript has 11 exons. Bases 193 to 2271 code for a protein of 692 amino acids. Gene Ontology annotation, molecular function: flavin adenine dinucleotide binding; FMN binding; NADPH-hemoprotein reductase activity. NCBI's taxonomy places the organism in Eukaryota, Metazoa, Arthropoda, Insecta, Hymenoptera, Formicidae. Gene Ontology annotation, biological process: response to hormone.